AUGUCGUGUGCUACUGCUUUUAUCCCGCUCAGAAGGAACCAGGCGGCCGAGCCUUAUCUUGACUAUUUAGUUGCUAAGGACAUGCACUUCAACAACUAUGUUUAUCACCGUGAGACGCGACCAUUUGACGAGAUAGUUAUAUACUAUGGAUGGUUGGCAUGCGGAUCGUGUCUCAUUGCUCCUCAUCUACCCGAACGUGUCAUGCGGAAGUUCGGAUACACUCAGAUCAUUCCCAUACACCCUGUUGUGUCUGCUCCUCCCGCCAUGACACAUAUACAGAUAAAUUACAUGUUUGAUGAUUUUGAGAGUCAUUUGGUACUGGAGGAGACACAGGCUACCAUAGCUAAGAGCGACUGGAGCUACGUCGAAAGGUACAUCAUAUGGUUCUUCAGGGUGUCACAUUCGUACAUGGUGCAGGCUGCUCUAGAAUGUUAG
Messenger RNA from Lathyrus oleraceus (garden pea), 435 nucleotides. RefSeq lists its product as uncharacterized. The transcript has a single exon. NCBI's taxonomy places the organism in Eukaryota, Viridiplantae, Streptophyta, Magnoliopsida, Fabales, Fabaceae. Bases 1 to 435 code for a protein of 144 amino acids. The record is from RefSeq and is a predicted model, not a curated record.